Molecule: messenger RNA, 663 nt
Organism: Calidris pugnax (ruff)
Lineage: Eukaryota; Metazoa; Chordata; Aves; Charadriiformes; Scolopacidae
Product: chromosome unknown open reading frame, human C12orf57
Exons: 3
Coding region: 105-485 (126 amino acids)
Biological process (GO): post-embryonic development
Source: RefSeq, a predicted model, not a curated record
CCCACCGGUGCAAUGGCAGGAGAGGGCGGGGCUGCGCACGCGCACCACGCCUCAGCGGGUUGUGAGGGGAGAGGGGCAGAGGACCUGCCGCCCCGCCGGGCGCGAUGGCGGCGUCCGCCCAGGCCCCGGCGGCGGCGCUGAGCGCGGAGCAGGCUAAGGCCGUGCUGGCCGAGGUGAUCAAGGCCUUCGGGGCACCCGAGAACGCGCAGCGCAUGGAGGAGGCGCGGGACAACGCCUGCAACGACAUGGGCAAGAUGCUGCAGUUCCUCCUGCCCGUGGCCACCCAGAUCCAGCAGGACGUGAUCAAGGCCUACGGCUUCAGCAACGACGGGGAAGGGGUCCUGAAGUUCGCCCGGUUGAUCAAGUCCUACGAGUCGCAGGACCCAGAGAUCGCCAGCAUGUCGGGCAAGCUGAAGGCCAUGUUCCUGCCGCCUAUGACGCUGCCGCCGCACGGAGCCGGGACCGCCGGGGUGGCGACCUCCUGAGCCCCGUGGGCCUCCCCUUGCCCCGGUGGCGGGGGGUGUGUGUGUCCCGUCCACCCCCCCGGGAGCUCCCCCAGGGAGGGGAGCGCCUGGAGAAGGGGGGAGGCUGCCCUGAAGGGCACGGACCGCUUUGUGCGUGCUUGUGCGUGUCUGCUCCUGAAUAAAAAACAUGGUUUGAAAA